AUGGCAGAAAUGAGGGGAAAAGAUGCUGUUAUAGCUGCGGUCCUAGCGCUAACGUUGCCACCUCCUGAUAUUGCUAGACUUUUGCGUAAACUGAUUCCUAUUUUGCUUUCAAUUCUGACCCCACUUCCUUAUCCACUUUUGGAUGUACGCCAUCGACUGAUUGCUCCAGAGCCUAUGCUUUGGAGGGGAAGGGAUGUUUUUAGAUUAUUUUCCUCACAUAUGUGCUCCUUUUAUGAAAUAACUGGUGAAAGCCCAGACUCGCUUCGAGAGAUUGCCUGUGUGGGAGAACACAUGAUCUCUGAUCAAUCCAAAAAACACGAAGUUGUCACAUUUCAGUCUAGGAAAUCUACCCUCCUUUACCCUCGAUGUGAAGUCCACACAGAUAACAGUUGUGAGUUUCACUGUAAGGAAUGCAACAUUCUGAUUUGCUCCGCUUGUAUUGUCUCCAAAAACCACAAAGUUCAUGACAUCCACUUCCUGAAGGACAUCCUUGCCAAGAAAAAAGCAGAAAUCGAAAAAGAAAUUCAUGAAUUGGAGGAAUCCAUCCACCCAACCUACCAGGACAUUGCUUCUGAUGUACAAAACAGAAUGAAUUCUACGGAUAUUUUUGAAGUGUUUAACUUCCAAUUAGACUCUAAGAAAUACAGAAUUCUUCCACCUAAAUUAAACAUAACAAUGGCACAGUUUUCACCAUUUUCUGUACAGGAACGGAUCUCUGAAGUGUUUGGAAAAAUAAUUCCAACAACGGUAUCAUCCGAUAACCAUGGUUACAGCUUAAAAGCGGCCCAAGGAUUGUUAGGAGCUGAAAUGUCUCCUUUACAAGAAAAUUUAACCGAAGCUGGAUCCUCCCCUCCAGUCAAAAGGCUUCUUGAUGAACCAGAGACUGUCACCACCAUAUAUAUUGGGUAUGGAGACAUUUACAAUGUGGCCUGUCUGAGUGAUGAAGAAAUCUGGACACAUGGAACUGACAACACAAUGAAACUCUACAGCAUCAAUCAGGGAUCAGUACUCAAGUCAAUCACAACCAAAUACAUAACUGAGAACAGGAACCUGGAUAUCUGUGUGUCUGACAAUGGAGCUGAAGCAUUAGUGGUGGUCAAUCAGGGCGGUAAACUGAAAUUCAUGUACACUGGACAUACUCCUGCUCCAAAGAACAAACCAUUCAAUCCACGAGGAAUCACCACAGACAGUCAGAGUCACAUCCUUACAGCUGAUCAUAACAAUGACUGUGUCCACAUCAUAGACCAGGAUGGACAGUUCCUCCGAUUCGUACACUGUGGACUGAGUUUUCCCUAUGGACUGUGUACAGAUACAAAUGACAAUCUGUAUAUUGCUCAUCAAUUUGAAUACAGUCAUGUGAAGAAAAUUAAAUAUCAAAAGUGA
This is a messenger RNA of Saccostrea cuccullata (small rock oyster), 1383 nucleotides long. RefSeq lists its product as uncharacterized. The coding region runs from base 1 to 1383 and encodes 460 amino acids. The record is from RefSeq and is a predicted model, not a curated record. NCBI's taxonomy places the organism in Eukaryota, Metazoa, Mollusca, Bivalvia, Ostreida, Ostreidae. The transcript has 4 exons. Gene Ontology annotation, biological process: negative regulation of translation; proteasome-mediated ubiquitin-dependent protein catabolic process; protein polyubiquitination. Gene Ontology annotation, molecular function: protein binding; ubiquitin protein ligase activity; translation repressor activity.